This is a messenger RNA of Setaria italica (foxtail millet), 1689 nucleotides long. Its product is annotated as peroxidase 1. The coding region runs from base 221 to 1480 and encodes 419 amino acids. Gene Ontology annotation, biological process: hydrogen peroxide catabolic process; response to oxidative stress. Gene Ontology annotation, cellular component: plant-type cell wall; plasmodesma. The record is from RefSeq and is a predicted model, not a curated record. Gene Ontology annotation, molecular function: heme binding; peroxidase activity. Lineage: Eukaryota; Viridiplantae; Streptophyta; Magnoliopsida; Poales; Poaceae. The transcript is spliced from 3 exons.
AUCACAUAUAUACUUGCUGCUUGGAUUACACAACCUUAUCUCCAAGCAGAUACACUUUGUAUAUACUGGUUGUGUUUAAUUAAGCAGCAGUUGACAUUCUUGAUCUGUUGUGUCGAUGGUGUAGUACAAAUGCAGCAGGAGCGCAAGUACCACCACAAGGGUUGUUUGCUGCGUACCUCCUUGUACUUCCUUGUGAUCUGUAUGAUGGAUAUGAUUUCGCAUGCAUGUUUGUUGCAUGCAGUACUCCUCCGGCCAGUACUCAAAUCAUAUACUAGCUACCAUAUAUAGCUGCAUCCAAAUCAUAUAUCGUCAGUCGUCUUGCCAAGCCAUCCAACAGGAAGAGAGGGUGUGUGUGUGUGUGUGUAUACAGUACACGAUGGCCGCCGCCGCCGCCGCCGCGAGAUCACCGCUGCUCUUCCUGAUGGUGAUGCUGAUAGCAGCGAUGAUGCCCCCGCCGGCGGCGGAGGCCCACGUGCAGAUCGGCGCGUACAACAAGACGUGCCCGCAGGCGGAGGAGGUGGUGCUCAAGGAGAUGACGGCCAUCGUCGCCAAGUCGCCCGAGCUCGCCGGCGCCGUGCUCCGCCUCUUCUCCGUGGACUGCUUCGUCGGCGGCUGCGAGGCGUCCAUCCUGCUGGACUCCACCGCCAACAACACCGCCGAGAAGGACGCGCCGCUCAACAGGGGCGUCCGCGGCUACGAGGUCGUGGACGCCAUCAAGGCCAAGCUCGACGCGGCAUGCCCCGGCGUCGUCUCCUGCGCCGACACGCUCGCACUCGCCGCGCGAGACUCCAUAAGGCUGACGAAAGGGCCCUUCAUCCCGCUCCCGACUGGCCGGAGGGACGGCAACAGGUCGGUGGCCGCGGACGUGGCCCUCAACUCGCCGCCCCCUGGCGCUACCAUCGCCGACAUCAUCGCCCUCUUUGCCAACAAGUUCAACCUCACCGCAAAGGACGUCGCCGUCCUCUCUGGCGCGCACACGAUCGGCAAGGCGCGGUGCUCGACGGUGUCGCCGCGGCUGUACAACUUCGGCGGGCAGAACGGCUCCUCCGACCCCACCCUCGACGCCAACUACACGGACAUCCUUCGCGGCCAGUGCAAGCCCGGCGACAUCGCCACCCUCGUCGACCUCGACCCCACCACGCCCGCCGUCUUCGACGCCGACUACUACACCCUCGUCGCCGGCAAGAGGGGCCUCCUCUCCACCGACGCCGCGCUGCUCCUCGACCCCACCACCAGCGCCUACGUCGCCGGCCAGGCCAACGCCACGUCCUCCGACCAGUUCUUCGCCGACUUCGCCACGUCCUUCGUCGCCAUGAGCAAGCUCGGCGCGCUCACGCAUCACAAGGGCGAGAUCAGACAGGUCUGCUCCAAGGUGAACCCGCCCUCAUCGCCCAGCUCCAACGCCGCCGCCAGGAGCUACCACCUGACCGCCACCGCCGGUUUGGCAAUCGCUACUCUGGCCGUGGCUCUCGUGCUCUGACUCUGACACGCUACUCCGCCAUUCAUGCCAAAAGCCAGCAGAUUGGUUGCUGUUCAUAUGAUUUGUUGUCUCGAUUUGGAUGUUUUCCUUUGAUUUGCGCUUGCAUGAUUUGGUUUCCAUGAUCUUGCAUGGAAUUUGUUUGCGACGUACGUUUCUCAUUUGAAUUGUAUUGUGAAUCCUGAGAAUAAAUGAACAAUCAUCGAUCUAUC